CGCAGAGCCACCAUCAUGGCGUUCUCCUCACGCUUUUCAUUCUGGGAGCAAAAGGUUAAAGACGAGACCAAGCCGGGCUCCAAAAGUUCCAACUCUGACAGCGACGGCGGCAUGAGCAGCCCGUCUCAGUCUGUCCGGAGUCUUGGUCCGGACGCCCCCCGCUCCGACAGCCCGAAGGCGGCUCCCGGGACGCGUAGGGAGCGCGUGCAGAGCCCGUCCCCGCCCAGGGCGAGGGCGUCCCUCAAGAGCCCGGAACCCGCCAGGCAGCCGGCGGGCAGAGGGGGCGAGAGCAACGGCGCGCUCAACGGCGCGGAGAGGGCGGCGGCGGCGGCGCCCGCGGGCGAGGACCAGGGCCUGAGUCGCAAGAAGGUGGUGAAGGUGGUGCGGCGGGUGGCCCGCAGGCUGAUGCCCGGGGAGGAGGAGCCCGCUCCGCCCGCCCUGCCCGUCUCCGUGCCCAAGGCGCCCCGGGCUCCGGCGCUCUCCUUCAAGCACGACGCCGUCAGGAGGGAGGAGAAGGACGACAUCUCCGCCGGCCUGGCCAGCCUGAUGGGCCGCGGGAGGACCAAGGAGCACCGGGCGCGCCUCCGCGGCCCCGACCGCAAGCCCGAGCCCCCCGAGCGGAGGGGCCAGGAGGAGGAGGAGGAGGAGAAGGAGGCGGACGGGGAGAAGAGGGAAAAGGAGGAGGACCAGAGGGAGGUGGAGCUGAAGCUGGAGGAGGAAGCCAAGGAAGCUCCAGCUUCCUCUUCUGGGAAGGAGGACACGUCCCCGGUCUCGCCGCCUUCGCCCAAAUUAGAUCCCCUCUCCCCUCCCCCCGGAUUCAUCCCCGCCCCCAGGCCCUCGCUUUUAUCCCCCCCGGUUGGAUUUAUCCCAGCUUUCAAGCCGUCCCCUCUGUCGCCCCCUGCUGGAUUUAUACCUGCUCCGAAACCAUCACCUCUAUCGCCCCCUGUUGGAUUCAUACCUGCUCCAAAAUCAUCACCUCUGUCGCCCCCUGCUGGAUUCAUCCCCCCGCCUAAGCAGUCUCCUUUGUCGCCGCCCCCCGGAUUCAUCCCUGCUCCCAAAUCCAACCCCCUGUCGCCGCCCCCUGGAUUCAUCCCAGCCCCCAAAUUUUCCGUGAGAAAGCCUGAGGUGAAGGGAGCGUCGCGUGUUUCCUCUGUUCCGGCCGAGAAGCCCUCUCCUGGGAGCGCCCAGCAGGUGGCGCCGCUGUCCCACACAGAGGAGGCUCAGAGGCGGCUGGAGAGGAUCUUCGGCGUGCCCCUGGAGCCGGAGGCCAGCGCCACAGCCUCCGCACAGGGGCAGGUGGAUGAGGACCCCGUGGCUCUUCUGCAGGCUGCCCACGCGGCCUCCGCCCAACUCAAGGUGAAGACGGAGGAGCAGAUCGCGGCCGAGCAGGCGUGGUACGGCACGGAGAAAGUGUGGCUGGUCCACAAGGAGGGCUUCUCCCUGGCGACGCUGAUCAAGACGGAGGCGGGCAGCCUGCCGGAGGGGAAGGUGAAGAUUCGGCUGGAGCACGACGGGACGCUGCUGGACGUGGACGAGGAGGACGUGGAGAAGGCGAACCCGCCGUCGUACGACCGCGUGGAGGACCUGGCGUCCCUGCUCUACCUGAACGAGUCCAGCGCCAUCCACACCCUGCGGCAGCGCUACGGGGGCAACCUCAUCCACACGCAGGCGGGGCUCAACAUGGUCAUCAUCAACCCCCUCAGCGCGCCCUCCAUGUACUCCGAAAAGGUGAUGCACAUGUUUAAGGGCUGCCGGAGGGAGGACUCGGCGCCGCACGUCUACGGCGUGGCGCAGGCGGCGUACCGCAGCCUGCUCACCACGCGCCAGGACCAGUCCGUGGUGCUGCUGGGCCGCAGCGGCAGCGGCAAGACCUCCAACGCCCAGCACCUGGUGCAGUACCUGCUGUCCAUCGCCGGCAGCUCCGGGAAGAUCUUCUCCGUGGAGAAGUGGCAGGCCGUCUACACCAUCCUGGAGGCCUUCGGGAACAGCGCCACCCCCAUGAACGGGAACGCCAGCCGCUUCUCCCAGAUCGUCUCGCUGGACUUUGACCAGGCCGGCCAGGUGGCGUCUGCCUCCAUUCAGACGAUGCUGCUGGAGAAGCUGAGGGUGACCAGGAGGCCGGAGGGGGAGGCCACCUUCAACGUCUUCUACUACAUGAUGGCGGGAGCAGACAGCUCUCUCAGGACGGAGCUGCACUUCAACCACUUUGCGGAGAACAGCGCGUUCGGAAUCGUGCCUGCGUCUAAGCCUGAAGACAAGCAGAGGGCGUCGCAGCAGUUCACCAAGCUGCAGGCGGCCAUGAAGGUGCUGGGAAUCACGGGAGAGGAGCAGAGGGCCUUCUGGCUCAUCCUGGGGGCCAUUUACCACUUAGGGGCCGCAGGGGCCACCAAAGCCGGCCGCAAGCAGUUCGCGCGCCACGAGUGGGCGCAGAAGGCGGCCUACCUGCUGGGCUGCACUCUGGAGGAGCUCUCCUCCGCCAUCUUCAAGCACCAGCCCAAGGGGGCGCUGCACAAGUCCGCCUCCUUCCGCCAGGGGCCCGACGACUCGGGCUCCGGGGACGGCUCAGGCUCCAAGUUCACGGCCCUGGAGUGUCUGGAGGCCAUUGCGGCCAGCUUGUACUCCGAGGUCUUCACCCUGCUCAUCUCCCUCAUCAAUCGAGCUCUGAAGUCCAGCCAGCACUCGCUGUGCUCGCUGCUGAUCGUGGACACGCCCGGGUUCCAGAACCCGCGGCUGGCCAAACGCGACCGCGGCGCCACCUUCGAGGAGCUGUGCCACAACUACGCCCAGGAGCGGCUGCAGACGCUCUUCCACGAGCGCACCUUCACCCAGGAGCUGGAGCGCUACAAGGAGGAAAACAUAGAGCUUGCUUUAGAUGAUGUAGAGCCAAGCUCAUCACUGUCUGUAGCUGCUGUAGACCAAGCAUCGAGUCAAGCGCUGGUGCGGACCAUGGCUCGGACGGACGAGGCUCGGGGCCUGCUCUGGCUGAUGGAGGAGGAGGCCCUGCAGCCCGGCGGCUCGGAGGACAGCCUCCUGGAGCGGCUCUUCAGCUACUACGGCCCGGCCGAGGGGGAGAGCAAGGGCCACACCUUGCUGCUGAAGAGCGAGAGGCCGCAUCACUUCCUGCUCGGGCACAGCCACGGGACGGACUGGGUGGAGUACGACGCGCGGGGCUGGCUCGGCCACGCCAAGCAGAACCCCGCCUCCCUGAACGCAGCCAGUCUAUUGCAGGACUCGCAGAAGAAGAACAUCAGCGGCCUGUUCGCGGGGCGCACGGGCGGGGCGGCGGUGCUGUCGGGCUCCAUCGCCGGGCUGGAGGGCGUGUCCCAGCUGGCCCUGCGCCGCGCCACCAGCAUCAGGAAGACCUUCACCACCGGGGUGGCCGCCGUCAAGAAGAAGUCCCUCUGCAUCCAGAUCAAGCUGCAGGUGGACGCCCUGCUGGACACGGUGCGGAGGUCCAGGGUGCACUUCGUGCACUGCCUGCUGCCCAAGGCGGACGCGCUGAGCGGGGACGGCAGGCUGGCGGGCGGGCCGUCCCCCCGGGGCGGGGAGGGCGAGCCGUACGGGGAGAACUGCGACUCGGGGCUCAUGCAGCUGGACGUGGCCCUGCUGCGGGCGCAGCUGCGCGGCUCCAAGCUCCUGGACGCGCUGAGGAUCUACAGGCAAGGUUACCCGGAUCACAUGGUGUUCUCCGAGUUCCGCCGGCGUUUCGACGUGCUGGCGCCCCACCUGACCAAGAAGCACGGGCGGAACUACAUCGUGACGGACGAGAAGAGAGCCGUGGAGGAGCUGCUGGAGUCCUUGGACCUGGAGAAGAGUAAUUAUCACAUGGGAUUGAGCAGGGUCUUCUUCCGGGCUGGCACGUUGGCGAAGCUGGAGGAGCAGAGGGAUGAGCAGACGAGACGCAACAUCACCCUGUUCCAAGCGGCCUGCCGAGGCUACCUGGCCAGGCAGUCUUUCAAGAAGAGGAAGAUCCAGGAGCUGGCCAUCCGCUGCAUCCAGAAGAACAUACAGAAGAACCGGGGGGUGAAGGGCUGGCCCUGGUGGAAGCUCUUCACCACCGUGAGGCCGCUCAUCCAGGUGCAGCUCACCGAGGAGCAGAUCCGCGGGAAAGACGAGGAGAUCCAGCAGCUGAAGGGGAAGCUGGAGAAGGUGGAGAAGGAGAGGAACGAGCUGAGACUCAACAGCGACCGUCUAGACAACCGGAUCACGGAGCUGUCGACGGAGCUGGCGGACGAGAGGAACGCGGGCGAGUCGGCCUCGCAGCUGCUGGAGACGGAGACCUCGGAGAGGCUGCGCCUGGAGAAGGACAUGAAGGACCUGCAGGCGAAGUUCGACGCCAUGAAGAAGCACGUGGGCUCCAUGGAGAUGGAGGUGAUGGAGGCCCGGCUCAUCCGGGCAUCCGAGCUCAACGGCGAGAUGGACGACGAAGACGACGACUCUGGAGGCGAGUGGAGGCUGAAGUACGAGCGGGCGAUCCGGGAGUCCGAGUUCGUGAAGAAGAGGCUGCAGCAGGAGUGUGACGACAAGGUGGAGGCGGAGCAACAGAGCAAACGGCAGCUGGAGAGACGGCUGACUGACCUGCAGGCUGACAGUGAGGAGGUGCAGCGCUCUGUGCAGCAGCUGAAGAAGAAGUGCCAGAGGCUGACAGCCGAGCUGCAGGACACCAAGCUGCACCUGGAGGGACAGCAGAGCCGCAACCACGACCUGGAGAAGAAGCAGAGGAAGUUCGACUCGGAGCUGGCGCAGGCCCAGGACGAGGCGCAGCGGGAGAGGACCCUGCGGGAGAAGCUGUGCCGGGAGAAGGACAUGAUGACCGGGGAGCUGUUCAGCCUGCGGCAGCAGCUGGAGGGUAAGGACACGGAGAUGUGCACGGUCAGCCUGAAGGUGGAGCAGCUGGAGGCGGAGCUCCAGGACCUCUCCUCCCAGGAGUCCAAGGACGAGGCCUCGCUGGCCAAGGUCAAGAAGCAGCUGCGUGACCUUGAGGCCAAGGUCAAGGACCAGGAGGAGGAGCUGGACGAGCAGGCCGGGACCAUCCAGAUGCUGGAGCAGGCCAAGCUGCGGCUGGAGAUGGAGAUGGAGAGGCUGAGGCAGACCCACUCUAAGGAGAUGGAGAGCAAGGACGAGGAGGUGGAGGAGAUCCGGCAGUCCUGCAGCAAGAAGCUGAAGCAGAUGGAGGUGCAGCUGGAGGAGGAGUACGAUGACAAACAGAAGGUGCUUCGCGAGAGGAGGGACCUGGAGUCUAAGCUGCUGUCGGCCCAGGACCAGGUGGGCCAGCGCGACGUGGAGACGGAGAAGCGCCUGAAGAAGGACCUGAAGCGCACCAAGGUCCUGCUGGGCGACGCCCAGAUCAUGCUGGACCACCUGAAGAACAACGCCCCGAGCAAGCGGGAGAUCGCCCAGCUCAAGAACCAGCUGGAGGAGUCUGAGUUCACCUGCGCGGCAGCCGUCAAGUCCCGCAAGUCCAUGGAGGUGGAGAUCGAGGACCUGCACCUCCAGAUGGACGACAUUUCCAAAGCCAAGAUGUCGCUGGAAGAGCAGGUGAGCCGGCUGCAGAGGGAGAAGAACGACCUGCAGUCUCGCCUGGAGGAGGACCAGGAGGACAUGAACGAGCUGAUGAAGAAGCACAAGGCCGCCAUCUCCCAGUCUACUCGCGACCUGGCUCAGAUCAGCGACCUGCAGGCUCAGCUGGAGGAGGCCAUGAAGGAGAAGCAGGAGAUCCAGGAGAAGCUCCAGUCCCUGCAGAGCCAGCUGGACUUCCAGGAGCAGUCCAUGGUGGAGAAGUCCCUGGUCAGCCGGCAGGAGGCCAAGAUCCGCGAGCUGGACACCAAGCUGGAGUUUGAGAGGACCCAGGUCAAACGCUUGGAGAGCCUGGUGGCGCGGUUGAAGGAGAACCUGGAGAAGAUGACGGAGGAGCGGGACCAGCGCAGCAGCGGGGAGAACCGGGAGAAGGAGCAGAACAAGCGCAUGCAGAGGCAGCUCCGCGACAUCAAGGAGGAGACGGGCGAGCUGGCGAAGAAGGAGGCCGAGGCCAGCCGCAAGAAACACGAGCUGGAAAUGGACAUCGAGAGCCUGGAGGCGGCCAAUCAGAGCCUGCAGGCCGAUCUCAAGCUGGCCUUCAAGAGGAUCGGCGACCUGCAGGCGGCCAUCGAGGACGAGAUGGAGAGCGACGACAACGACGACCUCAUCAACAGUCUGCAAGACAUGGUGACAAAGUAUCAGAAAAGGAGGAAUAAGACCGGGGACGACUCCGAGACGGAUUCCGAGGUGGAGGGCCGCGUGGACGGGGUCAAGUCAUGGCUCUCCCGAAACAAGGGCUCCUCCUCCAAGAACCUGUCGGACGACGGCAGCCUGAAGAGCACCAGCCCGCCCACCUACAGGAGGCACUUCAGCCUGCCCAGAUCUGAUGAGGAAGAGGAGGAGGAGGAUAAAGAGGGGGCCGCGGCCCUGGGGGCCUACCGUUCACACUCGCGCCGCAGCACCGUGGACGACAGCGACGGCGAAGGCAGGCUGUCCGAGACCACGGCGUAGCGCUUUAACCCCGCCCACACCCCCCCACACCCCCACACCCCCACACCCCACCCCACCCCACCCCACGGACACACCCUCCAAGCAGAACGGCAAAUGGACAGACAGACAGACAGCCGGGAGCCGGACUCAUCCUGUUCCCCUCCCUUUCCCGCAUUUCGGUACCCAGCCGGGACAGUACACACCCCAGCUUCUCGUCCGAGUCGACGCGAGAGGGACAGCCUCUUCUUCGCUACAGUGCAGCGCUCAACCUGCUCUGUCAUUCAGACUCCUGAACCGGUGCGCCUCCUGAACCCCUGAAUGUAGCACAGCUUUGGUUUUUUUAGGCUAGAGCUUUACAGGACUAAAGCCUGGUCGUAGUGCUCCCUGGAAUUCCUGGAAUUGUUUGUGUGGAUGCAGGAUGUCCCCUGUGCCCCCCCAGUCCUGACUCCCUCCCCAUCUGCUUCCCUUUUACCUCUCCCCCGCCUCCUCAGUCAACGCCUUUUUACUGCUAAACUACCGGUAAGAAUAGCCCCCUCCGCCAUCGUCCUUAGGAGAACCGCUUGGCUAAACCUGCUGCUAGCCUUCUCCAUUACCCUUGGUACUGAGCCAAAGAACUCCGGGUUACUUAGCUUGCAGAUUGCGGGGGACUGUUUCAGCUGCGAAAGUACUAAAAUAUUUAUUAAAUGAAAGAUGAUGGUUUUAAAAUAAUAAUAAAAAAAUAUACCAAACUGCCUUUUGUUGCAAGCGCACGUGUUCAGUGUGUCACAGCCUGUUCUGCUCCUUACCCUCGCCAGCCACGGGAGAGGUACCACAGAGUUUCAUUUGGGUUUCCCUUCAUGCUGGGUUUCCCUCAGCUUUGAGUAAAAAGGCCCACCAACCGCUCUCAGCUCUGCUCUUACAGAAAUAUUCUCUACUGAGAUAAGUAUAAUCGUCCCAGAAUGUGGAAACUGGAAAAAAAAAAAAAACUUUUAAUUUCUUUAAAAACACUAUAAUCUUUUUUUUUUGGUGUGUGGAUGUUUUCCUUUCCUUUUUUUUUUUAAAGAUGUGAUUUUGCUCGCUAUGAGUUCUGCGGAGGAAAUUUGGUUUUUGUUCCAGUUUAUGCCUUUAUGCGGCCGAGUACUUGCCUCUUCCCAGUACUGGCAGGAAUGGUUUUGGUGAGAGACUUUGGCUCAGCUCUGUGCUUGUCCUCUUGCUUGUUUUCUCAUGUAUGUUGUUUCAUUUGGUUUCCAAAGGGAUUGUACUUGAUAUUGGGUGCAGCGGUGCUUUGUAGUGGUUAUUUUCUAUGUUUCUUUACCUCUGCUUUUGUGGUGGAUAUUUACUGGAAUGGGAUUUCUUUUAGGCGUUAUUCUGCAGGAUUCUAAAUUAAGCACGUUGCCUGUUGUACACCACUGAACAGAUCCCAGGCUUUUGGUGCGGAUUAACUACAUAGCAGAUAUUUUACUGUGAGAUCCUUUGAAAAAAUCCUCAAACUAUAUUGUCAUGUAGGAUUGACCAGUAUUUUGGCCUUACUGUGGAACUAUAGUGCUAUUUUUUAAAAACCGUUCACUAAGAAGAAAAAGUUAUCAUUUCUGUUUUGGCUGCUUGUUUAAUACCAUUUUGUUGCCCUUUGUGAAUUAGCAUCCAUGCAUUUAGUGAAUCUGCCAAAAUGCGAAAUAUAUUUAAAUAGAGUUUAAUGUGAGAAUGGGGGGAUUUCGCUGAACCUCUGUGUGUUUGUGUACACUUAGGCGUGUGUGCGCGCGUUUGAAUAUGUGUGGCAGUGCGUGGGUUCGUGCUUGCUUGUGUGCGUGCGUGCGUGCGUGCGUGCGCGUGUGUGUGCAUGUCCAUGUCAGUGCGUGUGUACACAAGCGUGUGCAUGUAUAUUGAAGGAGUACCCGUGUGUGUGGCGCAUGCUGUGUGUAGAUCUGUAUUCUGCACUUAUCCCAGAAGGUCUAUUUCUUCCCCUUUUCUAUGCAUUAAAUAUUAACUCUAAUAUGAAAUGCGUUAUGGUUUUAUGAUGCUUGUAGACUGCAAUGACGAAAAAGGAAAUUCAUAUAUACUUGUGUUACAGAUUAAACAUUACUGGCUCUGGCUGUACACAUUUAUAUAUAUAUGAUUCAUUCUAGCUUUCAAAUGGUUCAUGUUUAUAUUUCUUUAUUGGACACAUGUCCCCUUGUUAUAGUAACAAUUUUGCAUUAGAGAGUUUUAUUGUAAAUAAAUUAUGGUAAUUGUUCUGGUGUUGUUUUCAAGUGGUUUUCCGUUAUUGUGUGACACACUUAUACCGAAGUUUGAAGUUUAAUUAAGUACAUAACAGUUAAUUUCCUUCACAGGCACAUUUUGUUUGUUAUUCAUAUUUCUGGAAGGUGUAUUUUAUAAAGAAAAAAAAAUUAAAACCACGUCUGAUGAGCAUAUUAUUAAAAAGGGCAGGUGGUUUUUCUGUCUUUAUGAAUUCAUUACACUCCUAUGAUUUUUUUAACCUAUUUAUUGGGUCGAGCGCAUCGGUGGCUUGUGGAGUUGAGCCGUUUCCCGAGAGAAAAGUCAAUACAAAAAUAAAUAUUGCCUUAAUUCAGUAUGA
Anguilla rostrata (American eel) is the source of this 9058-nucleotide messenger RNA. RefSeq names its product unconventional myosin-XVIIIa-like. Gene Ontology annotation, molecular function: actin filament binding; cytoskeletal motor activity; ATP binding. The coding region runs from base 16 to 6528 and encodes 2170 amino acids. The record is from RefSeq and is a predicted model, not a curated record. Gene Ontology annotation, biological process: actomyosin structure organization. The transcript has 46 exons. Gene Ontology annotation, cellular component: myosin filament; cytoplasm; myosin II complex. NCBI's taxonomy places the organism in Eukaryota, Metazoa, Chordata, Actinopteri, Anguilliformes, Anguillidae.